GGUUCUUGCUGCUUCGUCGCUGCGAAGCCUCGUGGAACCAGCCUCUGCAGGCUCUCGGCGUGCGUCUGAGGCUUUUUAGGCGUGUGCGUAGGGGGCCGCGAUACGAUUCACCGUCGAGGUCGCCUUCCAAGGUGGAAGUGACUGAAAAGAAGACGAUGGCCCUUCUGGAGAGUGGCUGCCCUCAUGGCCCCUUACCCAGCGUUAGCCGGGACGGCCGUAUGCCCAACGGCUUGGAUCCGGUGGCCGAGACGGCGAUCAGGCAGCUGACUGAGACGAAUAACAAGCCUGCCAAGAAGACCCCGACAAAACGUAGCACGCUGAUCAUCUCAGGAGUUUCCAAGGUACCUAUCGCUCAAGAUGAAAUGGCGCUUUCUCUGGGUUAUGCUGCGUCCCUGGAGGCCGUGGCAUAUGGGGAUUCUGUGGCGGAGGGUGCAGCUGACCGGACGCACGACUCUGCUGAAUCGUCGCAGCUGCUGGACGCAUCGCCGUCGGGACAAAGGGCCGGUCAGGAGCUGGAUGAGACGACGCGAUCGGACAUCUCCGAGAGACCGUCGGUGGAAGAUGUCGAAUCUGAAACUGGCUCCACGGGAGCCCUUGAGACCAGGAGCUUGAAAGAUCACAAAGUUAGCUUUCUUCGGAGCGGUACCAAGCUCAUCUUCCGGAGGAGGAGCAAGCAGAAGGAAUCGGGCCUGAGCCAGUCGCACGAUGACUUGUCCAACGUCACCGCCGACUGCAAAGCUGCCAGCUUCUCCCGCCGCCUCAUCAAGCGCUUCUCCUUCAAGUCUAAAUCGAAACCCAAAGCUAGCGACGGCACAACAGCGGGUGAGAACUGA
This is a messenger RNA of Cariama cristata (Red-legged seriema), 833 nucleotides long. Its product is annotated as C2 domain-containing protein 2-like. Gene Ontology annotation, biological process: positive regulation of insulin secretion involved in cellular response to glucose stimulus. The record is from RefSeq and is a predicted model, not a curated record. Gene Ontology annotation, cellular component: cytoplasmic side of apical plasma membrane. Gene Ontology annotation, molecular function: phosphatidylinositol binding; phosphatidylinositol transfer activity. Lineage: Eukaryota; Metazoa; Chordata; Aves; Cariamiformes; Cariamidae.